Indicator indicator is the source of this 1266-nucleotide messenger RNA. RefSeq names its product leucine rich repeat protein 1 (gene LRR1). The record is from RefSeq and is a predicted model, not a curated record. Lineage: Eukaryota; Metazoa; Chordata; Aves; Piciformes; Indicatoridae. Gene Ontology annotation, molecular function: protein binding. Bases 1 to 1266 code for a protein of 421 amino acids. The transcript has 4 exons.
AUGCGGCUGCAGUGUGAGGUGGAGGUGAUCAGCCGGCUCCUGCCCACCUGCGGGCUGCGGGGCCGCGGCCGCGGAACUAGGGCCCUCCUCUCGCUCGGCCGCCCGCCCGGACGGGCGCAGGGUGGAGGCAGUGGCAUUUACCUGAUGGUGUGCACGGCGCGGGACCGGGUUGGCGCUCGCUACAAGGUUCAGGAGAACAUCGAGCGGUUCUUCACCCGAUUCGUGGAGGAGGGCAAGGCCACCGUGCGCCUCCGGGAGCCCGCUGUGGACGUCUGCCUCAGUAAGGCAAAUGCCAGCAAUCUAAAGAAUUUCCUCUCAGCCGUGAGACUGGCUCACCAGGGGACUGACGCAGGAGCUCUCCCGCUCUCAGCUUUGGUACCAGCAAAGACCUCAGAAGUUGAAAAACCAAAGGCCAAAAUGAUCAUAACUUCAAGAAGGGACUAUCCUCUCACCAAAAACUUCCCUUACUCCCUGGAGCACCUCCAGGCCUCCUACUGCAAGCUGGCUCGAAUUGACACACGAGUGCUUUGUUUGAAGAAGCUCCGCAAACUAGACCUAAGUCAUAACCACAUCAAGCAGCUGCCUGCCACCAUUGGUGACCUGACCUGUCUUCAGGAGCUCAAUUUGCAUGACAAUCACUUGGAGUCCUUUAGUGGGGCUCUCUGCAACUCCACCCUCCAGAAAUCUCUGCAGUUCUUGGACCUCAGCCAAAACAAAAUGAAAGCACUUCCCAUUCAGUUCUGCCAGCUCCGGGAACUCGUCAACCUGAAGCUGGAUGACAACGAGUUGAUUAGGUUGCCCUUCAAGAUCGGCCAGCUAGAUCAUCUACGCUUUCUGUCAGCAGCUCGAAACAAGCUCCCCUUCUUGCCCAGUGAUUUUAGGAAACUCUGUCUUGAGAACUUGGAUCUCUUUGGAAAUCCUUUUGAGCAACCAAAUCCUCUUGUUCCCAAUAUCCAGCUGAAAAUACCUUUGACUUUAGUGGAGUGUGCUGCAAGAGCAACCCUCAACUACAGAAUCCCUUUUGGUUGUCAUCUCCUUCCUUCCCACCUUUGUGAAGAUCUGGAAGUGGCUAAAACAUGCCAGUGUGGGAGUGCCUGUCUGAGCAGCUUCAUUCAGAUCACAGUGACCAUGAAUCUCCAUCAUGUAGCUCACACCGUGGUCCUUGUGGACAACAUGGGAGGAACAGAAGCACCCAUCAUCUGCUACUUCUGUUCUCUAGCCUGCUAUUCCCAGUUCCUGGACAGGUACCUGCAGAGCAAUGGGUGA